Molecule: messenger RNA, 6908 nt
Organism: Cheilinus undulatus (humphead wrasse)
Lineage: Eukaryota; Metazoa; Chordata; Actinopteri; Labriformes; Labridae
Gene: csdc2a
Product: cold shock domain containing C2, RNA binding a
Exons: 4
Coding region: 323-796 (157 amino acids)
Biological process (GO): regulation of mRNA stability
Cellular component (GO): cytoplasm
Molecular function (GO): mRNA 3'-UTR binding
Source: RefSeq, a predicted model, not a curated record
CCAUACCAAGAUCCUCUGACUUAUUCACCGCAUGUCCCCGCAGCUUUCGCCGGCUUUAAUUACAUAAUUGCCUUAAAUCUCAUCUUUAACGCGGGGACACGUCUGCGCCUGAUUGACAGCUGAUCGGCGCUUUCACGGUAUUUUUUACUCCACUCGUCCACCUAUAAGGCCUCCUCUCUGAACAUCUCCACUCUCACAAUCACUGGCCAUGCAGGAGGUGUGACCCUCCUUCUUCCUCUUUGUGCAACGUUGGAGGAGACUUGAAAAAGGAAAAAUAAAUAAAUAAAUAAAUAAAUAUAUCCAAACCUGCAAUUAAUUUAAGAUGUCAGACCCCGACCCCUCAUCACCAGCAGACCCUCCGCUGCCGCUGACCUCCCCACGCACUCCUCUUCAGCUCUCCUUCCCCUUCCUGAGGGAGGGCAGUCGGGUUUGGGAGAGGGAGAGGAAACCACCUCAGCCAGGAGAGCUGCCCAGCCCACUACCCACGAAACGCACACGUACAUACUCAGCGACAGUGCGAGCUAGAUCAGGUCCAGUGUUCAAAGGGGUGUGUAAAAACUUCUCCAGGUCUCAGGGUCAUGGAUUCAUCCGCCCCUCUCAUGGAGGAGAAGACAUUUUUGUUCACAUCUCUGACAUUGAGGGAGAGUACGUGCCUAUGGAAGGGGACGAGGUCACGUACAAGGUGUGCCCCAUCCCUCCCAAGAACCAGAAGAUCCAGGCUGUUGAUGUGGUGAUCACCCACCUGAAUCCAGGCACCAAGCACGAGACCUGGUCAGGUCAAAUCAUCAGCUCCUAAACCAGCGCUCCAGGUUGUGGAGACAAAGGAUGAUUUAGAUUUUAUUUUAGGUUUUACAUUUCUUGAGUGAAAGGUUAGGGACUGGGUUGGAAGAAGAGGAAUCAGAGUUUGGCCUAUCGUAGAAUUCGUCCUUCGGUAGCUGUGUUAUGAAACGUCUUGGUGAACAUUUAAGUGUUAGGGUUAUAAUUAAGGCUUUGAAUGUAUAAGUUUGAAUGUUUUCCUUUGAAGGUCAGGGUUUCAUUAUUUGGUUUUGAAUGUUUCAGUUAAGGGUUUAAAAGUCUCAGUUUAAGUUAGAUUACAGGGCUUGGUGCUAGCUUUUUUUACUUUGACCUUGGGAAUAUGUUCAUGUUGGCGAAUCAGUUGCUGUUAGGGGUGAUUUUUUAAUGAGCUUGGAUGCUGAAGGGGCUGAAUCAAGUUUUGAGCCAAUUUGACCCAGUUUAGCUGCUUUGGCACUCUGUGGGCACAUUACCAACAGGCUAAUCUUUAUUUACAGAACCAGUAGGUGCAGUACAUGAUUAAGUCAUCAAAAGUAUUUUUGUUUCUUUGCCUAGUAUGAGCAGUAUUGUUAUCUAGUGGGCAUUGCCUAUAUGCAGAAAAAGUCACCUGGCAUGCAAUCAGGACCUAUCAGCAGUUAUCUAACGGCAAAUUAGCUUUUUAACACACACUAAUUCCAUUCUUGCAUCACAAGUUGCUAUUUGAUUGAUGGUACUGCACAGAAAAGGAAGUCUUUGUUAAUGGUAAACCCUCACCCCAACGGAGGAAGCCCCAAGAAGUUGGCUGUUUCUCCCAGUGGCUCUAUUUUUGCCAGAUGACAGUUGAUGGGUUCUAAGAUUGCAGCUGGGUUAAUUUAGGGCCUGUGUUCACAUACAGUGUUUGUGCUUUGGCAGUGCUUAUUUUAAUACAAUGCCAAUGGAGUUCUGCAUUUUCAGCACUCUGCGUCCUAAGUUACCUUUGGCAUUUUCUGGUUACUCUAACUCUCAGUUAGAAACAGCCCUGCUCAUCUAUGCCAUUUCUUCCUCACAGACCAAUCAAACUCAAGAAGGGGCGGGUCUUCUGGUAUCAUCUUUGUCAACAACAAUGGUGGCAGGGGCAGAGAUGGGAGACUGAUCUGACUUGUUAUUUUCAGGAUACAUUGUUUUUUAUGUUUUCUUCACUAUAAUUCCUUCAUUAAUGAACGAAACUAAAUGCACAGAGCUCCACUGGAUGGACAAAAGUAUUCAGACACCUCACCCUUACACCAACAGGGAUUGUAAUGACACUAUAUUCAAAUACACAUACUUAAAUAUGGAGUUGGCCCCUAUUUUGCAGCGAUAACAGCCUCCACUCUUUUUGGAAAGCUUUUCACAAGAUUUUUGAGUGUUUCUGAGGGAAUUUGUACUCACUUAUUCUGUAGAGCAUUUAUGAGGUCAUGCACUCAUAUUUGAUGAGAAGGCCUGGAUAGCAAUCCCAUUCCAGUUCAUCCCAAGGGUACUGGAUGGGGUUGAGGUCAAUGCUCUUAGCAAGCCAGUCAAGUUCUUCUGUCAAACUAUGUUUUUAUAGUCCUUUCUUUGUCCACUGAGGCACAGUCAUGUUGGUAUAGAAAAAAACAUUCACAAAACUGUUGCCACAAAGUUGGAAGCGUAGCACUGUCCAAAAUGUCUUGGUAUGCAGAAGCAUUAAGAUUGCCAUUCACCGGAGAUAAGGGGCCUAGCCCAAACCUUGAAAAACAGCUCCAUACCAUUAUCCCUCUUGCACCAAACUUCACAGUUUGCACAAUGCAGCCAGGCAGGUAAUGGUCUACUGGCAUCCUUCAAACCCAGACUCGCCCAUCCGACUGACAAACAGAGAAGCCUCAUUCACCACUCCACAGAACAUGUUGCCACUGCUGCCACAACUAUGGAAUCAGCAGAGCAUGAUUACAUAGUCUUAUGCGUUGUGGCUGUGCUGCUUCACUGCUGUUGUUCCUAAACUCUUGCACUUAUGUUUAGAAUAAUAUCACUUUCAGUUGACCGUGGAAUAUCCAACAAGGUUUUAAUAUCUCCAAUUGUGUUAUUGCAAAGGUGGCAUCCAUCACAGUUCCAUGCUUGAAGUCACUGAGCUCUUCAGAACGACCAAUUCUGUAUCACAGACGUUUGCCAGUGGAGACUACAUGGCUAGUUGUUCUAUUUGAGACACCUCUGGCAACGAGUCUGAUUGAAACACCCCAAUUCAAUAAUAAACAGGUGCAGCCAAAUACUUUUGUCCAUACAGUAUAUUUAAAAAAAGGACUUCAUGGACACAAUGGAAAGCAGAUUUAAACAUUCCUGACCAAGCUAGCAACAAUAAACACCAGUGAGAAGCACUCACUGAGUUUAUGGGUACUGCUAGUGUAAAAACCCUGUAUAUCAACACAGGCCUGCAAGUUUGAAGGGACCAGCUCAAAAAAUUUCUUCCAUUUUGCAUCUUUUUACUACUAAGCAACUAACUGGUGGAAUUAUGUGCUGCCACUGCCAAAAGUAAUGUGACAACCAUCUCAUAGAGAAAUUUAGCCAUACUGUGACUGUUUACAAUGACCAAUGGAGAAGAAAUAAGAGAACAUCACAUUUAAAACAGCCCUCUCUGUUGUCUUAAUGUGAAAGGACCAGCUGCUCAGCUGUGCCUUCAGAAAAUCAUGUUACUUUCGUGAUGUAGUAAAACAGAGUAGUGUACAGCUGCCAAAUAAAAACAGUGGGAAUUCAGUCUGAUCCAAAUGGCUCUUAAUGCAUUUUGGCCUCAAGAGCUGUGAUAAGCUCCACAUAUAAGGAAUUAUUUUUCUCCUUAGUGUUGUAGCACUUCUGUAUUUUGUCUACUUGAAAAAUGUAGAAAUCCAGUAUUAUUGUAGCCAGCUCCUAUGACGGUCUUCAGUUUUGGUGGUAGAGACAGUAGCUGGAUGUUGUGUUGGCCUGCCACGGGAAACCAGGCCAGAGGGUUUGGGGUUAGGGAACAGGAGAGGGAGGAAGGAGAGGGGAUGGGCAGAGGAUGGAGUGAUGAUCUGUGGGUGUAGUUGAUAAUGAAUAAAGCUUGAUUUAAAAGCACGUGUUUGAAGGAAGACAUGAUAGAAUCAGCAGUUUUCAGCUGCUAGCUCUUCAGGUAACCUGAUAAGGUUAAAGAAAUAGUUAAACAUUUUGGGAUUUACGCAUAUUUACUUUUAUUGUCAAGAGUUAGGAUUGAUACCACUUUUCUUUUCCCUACUGAGUACUCACCGUUAGAGCUGUAAGCCCAGCUUGAACUGGCUUGUUACAAAGACUGCUAACAGCUAGCUUUGUUCUCUCUGAAGGCAACAAAAAAACCCACAAGAACAUUUUUUAAAAAUGGUUCUAUACUAGUAUGUACUGAUUUGGCCAAAAUGUAGUGUGCAGAAUGCAUUAUGCAGUAAGCAAGCAAAUGCGAGAUAAUCAGUGUGCCAAGAGUACCCAAAAGUUGUAUUGAUUGGGAAAAGUAUACAGUAUGCAUUGGACCAGUCUACCUCGUCUAGUGUUUCCCAUGAUGCAGAGUACCAACCAGCCAGAGGUCAAGAUUGCUUAAAGUGGCAGUAUUAUCAUUAUUAGCAUUAACUUUAUUACAUUUACAGUGCAAUGAUGUGAAUAAAAUGCCAGUGGGAUUAACUUUAUAUGAGUUGGAUAGGUCUUACACAUCCCACAAGUAAAUGAUCAUUUCCUUUAGAAAAUUAAAUUGUAUCACUUGUAGGCCUUUUUUCCUCAAAAUUUUCAGCUAUUGACCUCCAAAAUAAAAGCACCAGAAACUGGGGACCCCACCUUUCAAAGAGGUUGUUAAAGUGUACAAUGUUUCACAAAGCAUCAUGUCCAAAUUUACAUGAUAAGGGUGUUUUUUUUCCACAUUACAUUUAAGGAUUAAUCUUACUUGAUUUAAGUUUUAUUUUAAAUUCAACUAACUUUAAGAAUAUUUUUUCAUUAAUGGAUAACAUACACCACUUUAAAUCAUAGAACAUUUUUUAAAGCAUCUGUUACCCCCUUUCACAGUCUUGUGACCACCUAGGGGUCCCAACCCCCACUUUGGGAACCAGUGGGGCUUUUUCAGGAUGACUUUUCACCAUGCCGAUCCAAACCAAACUGUGCUAAUUUCCUUUUCAUCACCAGUUUGGUGAUGAAACGCUCAGUCACACUCAGAAUGGUCCUUCUUGAUCAGGGCCCAAACAUGCUGCGGUGGUGACGCAGCAGUUUGUCAUCAUUCGGGGAUGCCUCGCGCAUGAGUUUAAGUAACAACCACUUCACCGGAUUUUAAAAUACCUGUUGUAUUACCAAUUGAAGAAGAAGAAGAAACUUUGAAGUAGAAACAGGUGUGAACUUUUGAAUAAAACAAUGCUUACUGAAGCACAGCUAUUUAACGUUAUUGAAUCAAAACGCUGUGUCAUCAGCUCUAGACGCAUCCUCGAACAGGUAGCUUCAUUGUGCUGGAAAAUCAAAUCCCCUGCCAUGCUUGGCUGCCAUGCCAAGUCAAACCAAGUAGAGCCAAGCUGCUCAAUGUGAUGAAAAGCCCCACACUGCUCUAGUGGAUGCUGCACCGUAGACUUACUAGCCAUUAGCUGGCUAACCCCAAAGCAUUAGCCUUUGUCUUUUUUAAAAAUAAAAAUGUAAAGAUGAUGGUUUUAGGCCUAGCAACGCACCAUCUCUACCUGCUAACUAGCUUUAUACUAUUAGCAACCUAGCCUUGCUUAACACAAAAACUGGAACUAGCUAGCCUUGCACUCUCAGAGGGUGAAAAAAAUGCACCAGCACAUCUAAAGCUCAGCUAUAAAACACUGUCUUUAUCUAAAAUGUAUUAGGAAAAAAUGUAACAACAAAUAAACGUAAAACUUACAGUCUCGAGCCAAGGUAACUACCUGCUAGCUGCUAGAUUAGCCAAGCUUAGCACAUAGACUGGGAACAGCUAGCCAGCUGCUGUCAAUGAUGGUGACAAAAAGUGCAUCAAAAAGUUUGGUUAUAUUUAUUCUAGAUUAUUUGUUAUUCUCAAAAAGUGAGUCUGUAACAGUCUUAAGACUUGGCUAUGCCAUGUCCACUAGCUGUAGCAUUAUACUGUUUUCCUAGUUUAGCCUAGCUUAGCGCAAUGACUGGAAACAGCUAGCCAGCUACUGUCUAUGAUGGUGACAAAAAGUCUGGCUAUAUUUAUUACUGUUGUAGCCUACUCAAAAAGCUUAAGACUUAACUAUGCUACGCCUGCUAGCUGUAGCUUUUCAAUUAGCGUAAAGACUGGAAAGUGGUACAAGUGUUUUCAUUUACUGUUGUCAAGAAAGUGGAUUUGUGUUAUUCUCAAAAGAGUUAACUAUUUCUCAAUAGUGUUUGUCUAAUGAGAAAAUAUGCUUUAAUAGCAAAAAGUUUCUAGCUUUUUCUAUUGUUGUUAUAAAGACUCUGGCUUGUUUAAUACGUUUUUGCAGCUUCCAGGCUUUGAUUUUUCUUUGUAUUAACAAGAAUAAAAAAGCGAUACAGGAAAAAGAAUCACAGUAAAUUAUUUUAUCAGGCUAAGGGAGCUGAUCUUUUGUGUUAAGUGAAAAAGGAGAAAUUGAAUAUGUUUUGAUGUCAUGGCAAAGGACUGUGGGAAAGAGAAGGAAGGUGUCCUAAUGUAAGUUUAAAAAAGGCAACUUAUUUAUUGAGUUAUUUAUUAUCAUUUGUAACUAUGAGACCAUCAGGUGUUUGGUAAUUAAAAGCUGCAUUUUUAAGUCUUUGUGCAAAUGUAAGCCUCUUUUGAAUACACUGCACACCUCACUCUUAUGAUACUACCCUGUUAACACCCCUUAGUUACUGUCAUGUCUUCACUGACAGGUUCAAAAAAACCUAUGACCUUUCCUAACACAAGUUUCUUAUUUCUACAUAAUCCUAGUCUGAUUUUUAUCAGCUAUUUCAUGUACAAAUAACAAGCAGUCUUGUUGUUUUUGGUAACUGGCAUGUUUUGUACUGUUUGUGGUAUUUUUUUUUUAUGUACGUUGUGUUUAUUCUGUUUGAUCAUGCAGUAACACAUUUGGAGCCUUCAGAGAGACAUCAUCAGGUGUUGAUGCAUCUUUGAGUGUGAUUUAACAUCGUGGUUACACACUGUUGUUUCAUUUCUGUGAGAGGAACAAGUUUGACUGUGUACGCAAGCACUUUUAUUUUUGUCGAAUCAC